This is a messenger RNA of Chlorella variabilis, 2076 nucleotides long. RefSeq lists its product as hypothetical. The record is from RefSeq and is a predicted model, not a curated record. Lineage: Eukaryota; Viridiplantae; Chlorophyta; Trebouxiophyceae; Chlorellales; Chlorellaceae. The coding region runs from base 1 to 2076 and encodes 691 amino acids. The transcript is spliced from 7 exons.
AUGAGGAGGGCCUGCAGCAGCGACGUGAUGCUGCUUGAGCCCGCCGCUGGCAGGCGGCCGCUCGGCACGGCGCGCCGGCUUGGCGCGGCCGCGGGCGCGCCGCCCAUCGCGGCGGCGGCCGCCGGCCCGCAGCAGCCGCAGCAGGCGCAGCAGCAGGCGCAGCCCUCUCAGCCGCGCCACCAUCAGGCGCACCAGCAGCAGCAGCGGGAGCAGUACGAGCACAUCCAGCGGCAGUGGUAUGUGCCUCGCAGCAAGCUACACCACUACCCAGAAGACACGCAGCAGGCCAUCCGCGGCGGCAGGCGGCCGCAGGCGCGCUCCCUGGCCAGCUCCACGGCAGCCGCCUCCCAGCCCUCGCCCCCUGCUGGCGGCAGUCGCGGCGCGCAGGCGGCGCUGGCAGCUGAACUGGAGAAGCUGGGCGCUGCACUGGAGUACGAGCGGCGGGCGGGCUUUGUGAAUGUGGUGGGCAGCGUGGAGAAGGUGCCGGUUGGGGAGUGGGCUGCCCGCCAGCUGCUGUCGGCGGCGGGGCAGCUGCAGGACCCCGAGGCGGCGCACGAGUGCGUGGCAGCUGCCCAGCAGCUGCGGCGGUACGCCUCGGCGCCGCCGGCCCAGCGCCCCGCGGCCGUGGCGGCCGCAGAGGCGGCCGCGCGCAGGGCGCUGCUCAGCGUGCAAGUGGGAGGCAGGCAGCCGACGGCCAGGCAGGCCAGGCAUCAGCCGCCCGGCGCCGGGCAGCAGCAGCAGCAGCAGCAGCAGCAGCAGCAGCCCAGGGAACGCCCACAGCCACAGCCACAGCCACAGCAGCAGCAGCAGCAGCUGCAACCUGCACGAAUUGCCGUGCCAGCGCAGGCCCGGCAGCCGGCGCCUGAGGCAGCGGCAGGCAGGGGCAGCGCCGCCGCCCAGCCCAAGGCCGCACCGCUGGCGUCAGCCGCAGGCGCCGGCCCGGCACAGGCUCGCCACGUGGCGCCGCCGGCCGCGCCGUCGCUGCUCCCUGCGGCGGCGCAGCAGGCGCUGCCUGCUGCUGCAGCCGCUGCGGAGCAUGAGCAUGAGCAUGAGCUGGAUGCGGCGGCGGCAGAGGCGCACGCAGAGGAGGUGGGGCAGGCGGUGCCGACGCCUGAGGGUGAGGAGUACGUGAUGCAGGGCAACCGCCGCAUCAAGGCCAGCACCGCCGCCUUCCGCCGCUCGUUUGCCGAGGCGGCGGCGGCGGCGGACGGCGCGCCGGCCGGCGGCGGCGUGGCGGCGGCUGCGGCGGCGGGCGGCGAGCAGCGCAGUGCAGAGUGGUUCCGCAUGCGCCAGGGCCGCCUCACCGCCUCGGCGUUCAGCAAGGCACUGGGCCUGUUUGAGGGCGACCGGCAGCAGCUGUGGGCGGAGAAGGUGGGCAUGGUGGAACCCUUCGCAGGCAACGCCGCCACCGCGUGGGGCACGUCUGCCGAGCCCCGCGCCCUGGACGCCUACCAGGCCGCCACCUGCCAGGCCGUGACCAGCUGCAUGUUCCAGGUCAAGCGUGACGAUGCCGUGCACGGCUGGCUGGGAGCCUCCCCCGAUGGCCUCAUCGAGUCGCUUGCUGUGGAGCCGCAGGCAGGGGCCAGCCCGCCGCCCGGCCCGGCCGGCCAGCCAGGCGCGGCGGCGCGGGCGGCGACCGCGGUGGCGCGCGGCGGCGGGCCUCUGGCGGGUCCCGGGCGCGGCAUCCUGGAGAUCAAAUGCCCGCACAACCGGGGGCAGCCGGAGCUGGCGGUACCGCCGCAGCACGCCACAUGGUACUACAUGCCGCAGGUUCAGGGCCUGAUGUACAUAUUUGACUGCGAGUGGUGCAACCUGUACAUCUGGACGCCCCAGCGCGGCAGCGCAGUGUACCACAUCCGGCGGGACCGUGCCUACUGGGCGCGGCUGUGGGAGGUGCUGGCCGACUUCUGGUGGAACAACGUGGUACCUGCGCGGCAGGAGUUCCAGGCGGGACGGUGGGAGGAGGUAGAGCAGUACAGGCCGCCGCCCACCAUCGAUGCCACAGAGGAGCUGCGGCAGUGGAGCAAGCGCUUGGCGCUGCAGGCGCCUGUCACCUUCUUCAGGCCGCAGCCGUAG